This is a messenger RNA of Brassica oleracea var. oleracea, 889 nucleotides long. RefSeq names its product proteasome subunit beta type-3-A. Lineage: Eukaryota; Viridiplantae; Streptophyta; Magnoliopsida; Brassicales; Brassicaceae. The coding region runs from base 71 to 691 and encodes 206 amino acids. Gene Ontology annotation, cellular component: proteasome core complex, beta-subunit complex; proteasome core complex. Gene Ontology annotation, biological process: proteasome-mediated ubiquitin-dependent protein catabolic process. The record is from RefSeq and is a predicted model, not a curated record. The transcript has 7 exons.
UUAAGAAAGCAAACUGUGUAGAUUCUCGUGUAAGCCACCGUCGAGUUUGCCCUUUGCUCAGAUUUCUCCGAUGUCGAUCUUCCAGUACAACGGAAGCGCCGUGGUGGCAAUGGUAGGGAAGAACUGCUUCGCCAUCGCAAGUGAUCGAAGGCUCGGCGUGCAGUUACAAACCAUCGCUACGGAUUUCCAGAGAAUCUCCAAGAUCCACGAUCAUCUCUUCAUCGGCCUUUCCGGUCUCGCCACUGAUGUCCAGACACUUGAAGGGUACCAGAGACUCGUGUUUCGUCACAAGCUGUAUCAGCUUCGGGAAGAGAGAGACAUGAAGCCUGAGACUUUCGCUAGUCUUGUCUCCGCCAUUCUUUAUGAGAAAAGAUUUGGUCCAUACUUGUGCCAACCUGUGAUUGCUGGACUGGGAGAAGAUGAUAAACCUUUCAUAUGCACGAUGGAUUCCAUUGGAGCCAAGGAGUUGGCUAAAGAUUUUGUUGUCUCUGGAACUGCUUCAGAAUCACUAUAUGGUGCCUCUGAAGCCAUGUACAAACCAGAUAUGGAAGCUGAUGAAUUGUUUGAGACAAUUUCACAAGCACUUCUCUCUUCAGUUGACCGCGAUUGUCUGAGUGGAUGGGGAGGACACGUCUACGUUGUCACACCAAAUGAAAUCAAGGAGAGAAUCCUCAAGGGAAGGAUGGAUUGAUCUAGAAUCACGUAUCCGCUUUUGUCCAAGUUUCGGUUUACCGGUUUAAUCUGGUUUAAGUAGAACAAACCUCUUGUUCCAAUACAUACUCGAUCGUUUCUUGAACUUCUACAUACCACUCUUGAUAAUAUGAUUGUUGUAUUUAGUUUGGUUGGUGAUGAUGAUGGUGAUGGUGAUGAUAUGUUCACAUCGUGAAGA